This is a messenger RNA of Elgaria multicarinata webbii, 1646 nucleotides long. RefSeq names its product beta-secretase 1 (gene BACE1). The transcript is spliced from 9 exons. Gene Ontology annotation, biological process: amyloid-beta metabolic process; membrane protein ectodomain proteolysis. Gene Ontology annotation, molecular function: aspartic-type endopeptidase activity. Gene Ontology annotation, cellular component: trans-Golgi network; plasma membrane; endosome. Bases 1 to 1515 code for a protein of 504 amino acids. The record is from RefSeq and is a predicted model, not a curated record. Lineage: Eukaryota; Metazoa; Chordata; Lepidosauria; Squamata; Anguidae.
AUGGCCCGGGCGCUGCUGGGGCUGCUGCUGUGCCUGAGCUCCGGCGUGGCGCGCGGCCCCGUCGCGCUCCGGCUGCCCCUGCGCAGCGGGCCGCCGGGCUCCCCGCAGCCGGAGACGCGGGCGCCGCGCUCGGCCCAGCAGCCCGGCCAGCCCCGGCGCGGCGGCGGCGGCGGCGGCGGUGGCAGCUUCGUGGACAUGAUCGACAACCUGCGCGGCAAGUCCGGGCAGGGUUACUACGUGGAGAUGACGGUGGGCAGCCCCCCGCAGAAGCUGAAUAUCCUGGUGGACACGGGGAGCAGUAACUUUGCGGUGGGCGCAGCUGCUCACCCUUUCCUACGGCGGUACUACCGGCACCAGCUCUCCAGCACCUACCGGGACCUGCGGAGGGGGGUCUACGUGCCGUACACGCAGGGCAAGUGGGAAGGGGAGCUCGGCACGGACUUGGUGGCCAUCCCCCACGGCCCAAACGUCACGGUCCGUGCCAACAUCGCCGCCAUCACGGAGUCGGACAAGUUCUUCAUCAACGGCUCCAACUGGGAAGGGAUCCUGGGCCUGGCGUAUGCAGAGAUUGCCCGGCCCGAUGACAGCCUGGAGCCCUUCUUUGACUCGCUGGUGAAGCAGACGAAGGUGCCCAACGUCUUCUCGCUGCAGCUGUGCGGAGCGGCCUUCCCGCCCAACGGCUCCGAGGCCCUGGCGUCUGUGGGGGGCAGCAUGAUUAUUGGGGGCAUCGACCCAUCCCUCUACCAGGGCAGCAUCUGGUACACGCCAAUUCGGAAGGAGUGGUACUACGAGGUCGUCAUUGUCAAGAUAGAGAUCAACGGGCAGGACCUCCAGAUGGACUGCAAGGAGUACAACUAUGACAAGAGUAUCGUGGACAGCGGCACCACCAACCUCCGGCUCCCCAAGAAGGUCUUUGAGGCAGCUGUGAAAUCUAUCAAGACGGCCUCCUCGACGGAGAAGUUCCCCGAUGGCUUCUGGCUGGGGGAGCAGCUGGUGUGCUGGCAGGUGGACACCACUCCCUGGCACAUCUUCCCAGCCAUCUCUCUCUACCUGAUGGGCGAGAGCGCCAACCAGUCCUUCCGGAUCAGCAUCCUGCCCCAGCAAUACCUGCGCCCUGUGGAGGACGUCGCCACCUCCAUGGACGAGUGCUACAAGUUUGCCAUCUCCCAGUCUUCCACGGGCACCGUCAUGGGCGCGGUCAUCAUGGAGGGCUUCUACGUGGUCUUUGACCGGGCCCGCAAGCGCAUCGGCUUUGCCGUCAGUGCCUGCCACGUGCAUGAUGACUUCCGGAUGGCCGGGGUGGACGGGCCCUUCCUGCACCCCGACAUGGAGGACUGCGGGUACAACAUUCCCCAGACGGACGAGUCCACGUUGAUGACCAUCGCCUACGUCAUGGCCGCCAUCUGCGCGCUCUUCAUGCUCCCCCUCUGCCUCAUGGUGUCUCAGUGGCGCUGCUUGCGCUGCCUGCACCGGGGCCACGACGACUUCGCCGACGACGUCUCCUUGCUCAAGUGAGCGCUGCCCCCUCCCCAGGCGGGCGCCGGCAGCAGGGGCUUGGGGGCAGCGAGGGACGGACUCCCCCCUCCUCUCGCCGGAGGGCCUUCGCCUCGACCGAGUGGGGCGGCUGCCGCCCCCUGGGACUGACU